This is a messenger RNA of Akanthomyces muscarius, 1677 nucleotides long. RefSeq lists its product as uncharacterized. The record is from RefSeq and is a predicted model, not a curated record. Lineage: Eukaryota; Fungi; Ascomycota; Sordariomycetes; Hypocreales; Cordycipitaceae. Bases 1 to 1677 code for a protein of 558 amino acids. The transcript has 2 exons.
AUGGACAGGUACCAUGUCCGAAUUGCCAAGGACGCUGCCCAGCGGGCGGCGUGUUUCGUCAACGUCGUACGCCAUGUGCCGCUUGCCCUGGUCGCGUGGAUGGCGCCACGGCGAGCGCUGGCCGCCAACACAAAGCCCUUUGUGCCCGUGCAGACGCUGACGCCGCAGCAGGCGGAAUCCGUCGACCAGGAGGGCGGCAGCUUCGACCUGCACAACUGGGUCGACCGCGGCAUGACGAUCCGGGGGGGCGACUCGGUGUACCAGUGCCUGGCCAACCUGACGGCGGCGCUCGAGCUCGUGGGCCAGCUCAGCAACGCAGACUACAGCGGCGCGGCCGGCGCGCUGAGCCUCCUGCCCACGGCCGGGGCCCUGCUCGGCGCGCCAACCCGCGAGAUGUGGAUCGUGUACAAGCUGGUGCCUCUCGCCGGGCUGUUCAGCAUGUUUCUCAGCCUCGGCGGGUCCAUCACGCCGUCCAAUGUCGGCGAGUACGACCCGUCGGAGCCCUUUUCCUACGGCGGCUACAUGCCCACCACCGGCGUGACCGCAACACGGCGCCUGCCUGCCUCUUCCGCCAGCUCGGUGGCAGGCUACGCAGCGUCGCCAGGGUUUGCAGAGGCGCAGCGGGAGGAAAAGUCGCCCGCGGCUCAGUUUGCCGAGCAGGUCAAGCAGCGCGCCGAUGACGACAGCGGAGGCGGUAUCCGGCUGGGCAUCUUUCUCGCCAUGGCGCUCCAAUGCACUCUCAUGGUGUGCCUGCUCGUCCCGAUGUGGUACGCACAGAGGGGGGCCGUUGUCACAUGGUGGUGUCGAGCUUGGGGCUGGAUGUACUUUUGGUACUUUCUUGUGUCGGCCGUGUCUGUGUUUGACAAUCUCGUCGCCGCGCCAUUCACGCGAAGCUGGACCAUCCGCGUGUCGCGACGGCCGGGCGGCAUCCUGCUCGACGAAACGGUGCGCAAAAUCACCAACCAGAACCGGUACGCCAACGCGCUCGAGGCACUCAAGGCGGGCCCAAACACAAACCAGCGCAUCCGUCUGGUGGCAGACAGAGGCUCGGGCUACUCCCGCACGUGCUUCUACGUGGUCAUCUCGAUCCAGGGCAUAUCACGAGUCCACGCCGUCGCCCAGGUCCUGUCCAAGGGCGCGAGCGUGGCUGUCUUUGCGUUCGGCACGGCCUUGUUUGCGUCUGCCACGCUCAUGUCCAUCUCAAUCGCGCUGAUGGUGCUCUCCAUUCUGCUGACAUGUGGCGUCGCGGGCCGCGUGCUCGCCAUGUGGAUCGUGGCCCAGAUCAGCCGCGAGAACAAGCCGAUUCUCCAUAAGCUGGUCAAGUCGGAGAGCGAGGCGGGCGAGUUUAUACACGCCAUCGCGGAGCUGGACUUACAGAUUGAGAUGCAGGGUCACGUCAUCAUAAACGGGUACUGCGUCAAGUCUCGAAGCAUGCUCUUCUCCCCCGAGACAUACAUCGGCCUGCUAGCCAAGCCGUACAACGCCGUCAAGCUGGCGGAGCAAAGCACGCGGGGCGCUAUCGCGUCGAGCUUUUCGUUUCCUGGGCCGUCAGAGUUACAUGGGAAGCCAGACAGCUACUUGCUAUCAACCUUGCAGUCUAGCGGGCAGCGGGAGCGGGAGCAUUCUGUCUUGGGUGGGAGCGUAGAGCGGCGUUCGAGGGCGGCCUCGUCCCUCUGA